AUAACAUGUUGUGGCAGUCAAGAUUAAAGCAUGUGAUCCUGCCUUCAUUGUAGAUAAUACAAAGCUGCGAAAAUGGCGGACGAACAGGUGAGUUACCGAUCAAAAUAACGUGCAAACCUCAAAAUGCUGUAGAGUUAUUUAUGAUGAAGUGAUUUUAAAAAUCGUGUGAUAAGCCUGUCGGUGGUAAAUCUGUUGCAAGUUAUGUGGUUUCGACGUGUGUCCCAAACAUUUUGCUGCCGGGAAACUUAAGUAUUCUUGGAAGCUACGUUGUUUGUUGCCGGACCACAGUGAUUAUUUUGUCACACUGUCAAUGAAAAUGCAAUCAUAAACUGAAAGAUUUUUCCGCUUUAGCUUUACUGACAUCUUACUAUACAAAUAAAACCAUGUAGCCAAUAUGUAAAACUUUAAUCUUGUUUUCGUAAAUAGUAUUUUGUGCAGAUAUAAUUCUAAAGUUUCAGAAGAUAAUUAAUGGAUGAAAAUAUCAUCUAAAUCGUGAAUUUUAUAUUUGAAUAUUAUUAUUUGACUAAAAUUUUAAUUGAUUCUGUUGUACUUGUAUUAAAUUAUUGUCUGAAAUUACUUUAAAAAUGUGGCAUAACCUAUCCACUUUUAUUUUGCAACAUAAAUUAAGAUGUUUUUUUCUGUUAUUUUGAUAUAUUAAUUUUCCUAUUAUGUUAAUUACAAAAGUUUUUUUUAUCAAUCACGAUCUCUGAAUUGAAUUAAAAAUAAUACAAAAAUAUUCUAAAUACACACACUUUUGCAGAUAUGCAUUUGUAAUUUUUUAAGCAAGUGUCAGUUUGAAAUUCCGUUAAUUAUUAAUACUUGUUAUAUAUUUACAAAAUUUAAAUAAAUGUAUAAUCUUGAAAUGCUUAAAAUUAAAAACAUCAACUAUCGUUAAUUUUAUGAUAAAAAAUAAAGUUGAUAAUUUUAUAUAAUUUUUCUCAUUUGUUUAAAAAAUUAUAAAUUUAUGGUAAAUAAAUAAUAAAAAUAAUAUGUAAUAAUUAGUUUAAUAUUUAUUAAUAUUUCUAUGUAUCUUUUUUUAAUUUUAAUUUGAUUAUUUUUUUUAAUAAUAAUCAUGCUUGAUAAUAUUGUUUAAAAAGAAAAUUAUAUUAUAAAUAAACGACAUGAUUUUAAAAUACUGUCUAUUUGUUGUAAUGUAAUUAAAGAAUAUUUAAAUAUUAAUUUUUAUAUAUCAAAAAUAAAUAAAAUUGUAUUAGUAUAAAAAAUACCUGAAUAUAACUGAAAUAAGUGAUUAAAUUUAUUAAAAAAUCUGAAAAGUGAAAUAAUGUUUUUGAAAUAUAUAAACUAAAAAUAACUACAUGGAAAUAUUGUUAUCUGUGAUGAAUUAUAUCAUUAAGAAUGGAUCACAUACAGGAAGUACGGCAGCUGGAGUUGCUAUGCAAGCAGUUGUAUGAAUCACAAGAUUCUACGCAUCGUGCAGAGGCUGAAAAAGCACUCGUUGCUUUUCAAAAUGCUCCAGAUACGCUUACGAAGUGCCAGCUCCUACUUGAUCGAGGAGAUUCUCCAUAUGCUCAAUUAUUGGCAGCCACUACUUUGACAAAAUUAGUUUCCCGUUCAUCAGGACUUAGUUUACAACAGAGGCUUGACAUACGAAAUUAUAUUCUGAAUUACUUAGCAACUCAACCAAAGUUACCAAACUUUGUAAUACAAGCUCUGGUUACAUUGUUUGCCAGGAUAUCAAAGUUUGGUUGGUUUGAUAUUGAUAAAGAUAGAAGUGUGGUCAGUGAUGUAACAAAGUUUCUUCAGGGAUCGGUGGAGCACUGUAUGAUAGGAGUCCAAUUACUUUCUCAAUUAACAUGUGAAAUGAAUCAAGUGUCAGAUGCAGACGCAAACAGAUCUAUUACAAAGCAUAGAAAAAUUGCCAGUCACUUCAGAGAUACUCAACUUUUUGAAAUAUUUAGGUUAUCAUAUACUUUAUUAAGUACAGCUCGAGAAAAUUGUAAAAAUUUAAAUUUUAAUGAUGAAGCACAGCAUGGUCUGAUCAGACAACUUUUAAAGCUAGCACAAAAUUGUUUGACAUUUGACUUUAUUGGAACAUCAACAGAUGAAAGUUCUGAUGAUCUCAGUACAGUACAAAUUCCAACUUGUUGGAGACCUGUAUUUUUGGAUUUUACAUCACUGAAACUUUUCUUUGAUUUAUAUCAUAGUUUACCUAACUCAUUAUCAUCUUUGGCCCUUUCAUGUUUGGUCCAAAUAGCAUCUGUGAGAAGGAGUUUAUUUUCAAACCCAGAAAGGGCACAAUUUUUAACACACUUAGUUAGUGGUAUAAAACAUAUAUUACAGAAUCCCCAAGGUCUCAGUGAUCCUGAGAAUUACCAUGAAUUUUGUAGACUAUUAUCAAGGUUGAAAAGCAAUUUUCAACUUGGGGAAUUGGUUUUAGUCAAAGAUUAUCCAGAAGCUAUACAAUUAAUUGCAAAAUUUACAAUACAAAGUUUACAGAUGUGGCAAUUUGCACCGAACAGUUUACAUUAUUUAUUAACUUUGUGGCAAAGAAUGGUGUCUUCUAUGCCUUAUGUAAAAGCAGGUGAUCCACAUCUAUUAAAUACAUAUACACCAGAAAUUGUGAAUGCAUAUAUUACUUCAAGACUCGAAUCAGUUGCAAUAGUAGUUAGGGAGGGUUUAGAAGACCCACUUGAUGAUUUAGGAAUAGUUCAUCAACAACUGGAGCAAAUAUCUGUAAUUGUGAGGUGUGAAUAUCAAAAGACAUGUACUUUGUUAGUGCAACUUUUUGAUCAAGCUGCUAGAACAUACCAAGAAUUAAUGACACAAACUGCAUCUCCAACCCAACAAAUGGAUAUCACUAUACAAGAAGGUCAAUUGACCUGGCUUGUAUAUAUCAUAGGUGGUGUUAUUGGUGGAAAAAUAACAUUUAACAGCAAUGAAGAGUAUGAUGCAAUGGAUGGUGAAUUGGUUUGCAGAGUACUCCAAUUGAUGAAUUUAACUGAUUCAAGACUUGCACAAGGUGGCUGUGAAAAAUUGGAGUUAGCAAUGUUGAGCUUCUUUGAACAAUUUCGUAAGGUAUAUGUAGGUGAUCAAGUUCAAAAAAAUUCUAAAGUAUAUAGAAGACUGUCAGAUGUUUUAGGAGUUAAUGAUGAAUCUAUGGUUCUUGGUAUUCUUAUUCGGAAAAUAAUAACAAAUCUGAAAUAUUGGGGUCGUAGUAAACAGAUUAUUUCGAAAACAUUACAAUUAUUAAAUGAUUUAUCUGUGGGAUAUAGUUGUGUCCGUAAACUUGUAAAAUUAGAAGAAGUACAAUUUAUGCUCAAUAAUCACACAAGAGAGCAUUUUCCAUUUUUGGGAAACAAUGUUGCUGUAACAGAAAUGCGCUGUAGAUCAAUGUUUUACACAUCCUUGGGUAGAUUAUUAAUGGUAGAUUUAGGAGAAGAUGAGGAAAGGUUUCAUACAUUUAUGUUACCUUUGACAAAUGCAUUUGAAAGUUUAGGACAGUUAAUUGGUCCUGCUGAUCCAUCACUGUUUGCAGCAGAAGAAGCAAAAAAAGCACUCAUUGGUUUAGCAAGAGAUUUAAGAGGUUUAGCUUAUGCAUUCAAUACAAAAACUUCUUAUAUGAUGCUCUUUGAUUGGAUUUAUCCCAAUUAUACACCGAUUUUAUUACACGCUGUGGAAUUGUGGCAUUAUGAGCCACAAGUUACUACACCCGUCCUAAAAUUUUUUGCUGAAUUAGUACAAAAUAGAAGUCAACGAUUACAGUUUGAUGCAUCUUCUCCAAAUGGAAUUUUAUUAUUUCGUGAAGCUAGUAAAGUAAUAUGUAGUUAUGGUAAUCGUAUAUUAAACGUUGAAGUUCCAAAGGAUCAAAUGUACCCCUUAAAACUUAAAGGGAUAAGUAUAUGCUUCAGUAUGUUAAAAGCAGCUUUAUGUGGAAGUUACGUAAAUUUUGGUGUGUUCAGAUUAUAUGGUGAUGAAGCAUUGGAUAAUGCACUUAAUACAUUUGUAAAAUUACUUUUUAGUAUACCACAAAGUGAUUUAUUGGAUUAUCCGAAACUAUCUACGACAUAUUUUGUGUUGCUCGAAUGUUUGGCUCAGGAUCACAUGGUUUUCCUUUCUACUUUGGAACCUAGAGUAUUCUUAUACAUAUUAUCAAGCAUCAGUGAAGGCCUUACAGCACUAGGUGCGCAAAAAGACUCCUAUACAGGGGGAUAUCCAGGAAGAAAAAAUGCGGUAGUUUCAGGAGGUGGAGAUUUAUUCUUACAAGUUCUGAAACAACAUCCUGAAAUUCUUCAGCAAAUGUUAAGUACUGUUUUAAAUGUGAUAAUGUUUGAAGAUUGUAGAAAUCAAUGGAGUAUGUCACGUCCUCUCUUGGGAUUAAUUCUUUUAAAUGAAGAAUAUUUUAAUCAAUUACGAGAGAAUAUUAUUAGAAGUCAAUCAGUUGAUAAGCAAGCAACAAUGGCACAGUGGUUUGAAAAUUUAAUGGAAGGGAUUGAAAGGAACUUACUCACAAAAAAUAGAGAUAGGUAAUAAAAAUUCAAAGAAAAAGUUAUACAAAAUUAUAUAAUAACAUCUAUCCAUGUUUAUGUAUGUAUUUCUUUUUCCUUAGGUUUACACAAAAUUUAUCAUUAUUUAGAAGAGAUAUAAAUGAAACUUUAAAAGGACUUAAUACAGCUCCAGAUCCUAUUAGUGAUAUUUUAAUCUUCAGUUAGAUUUUCUUAGGUUCUUGCCUGCCAAAUGCUUGA
Molecule: messenger RNA, 4703 nt
Organism: Heterotrigona itama
Lineage: Eukaryota; Metazoa; Arthropoda; Insecta; Hymenoptera; Apidae
Source: the annotation of a GenBank genome assembly